GUUCCGGCUCUGUUUCAGGCCUCCCACGUGUGUGUUUUCUGUGUGUCCAUUGGCUCCACCCAGAUGACACUAUAGUCGGGAAAUCGAAACUCAGAAGUUAGAGCGAUAACCAUAUACGAAAGUAAAGGUCAGUAGCACAGGUAGUUGGGUCGUUGAGGACUACACCACACCGGGGAGUUUAAUGUUGCGGUGUACGAAGUACAAAUAGCCUGCAGUUGGUGGACAUGAUGAAUUGCGCCGCAAAACUAAACGAAUACGGGCAAAAGACACGAGUUACAGUGCGAUAUGAAGAGGUGGAUGUCACUGGCCUGGACCAUAUUAAAACGUUUACUCUACGGGCUGUAGUGAAUGGCACGCCUUAUCCAGAAGCAGUUGGGAAAAAUAAGAAAGAGGCUAAGGAAAAUGCUGCCCAAAAGGCCCUGGAAGUCCUUCAAACAGAGUGCAGUGGUGUUAAUACAUCGCAAACCUCACAGACAUCUGAUAUGCCAGUUGGCUUUACCCAAGCCAAUUAUCAGUGCUGGCUCAAUGAGUACAGCCACAAGACCAGAAAGAUGUUUAAGCUUGUUGAGUCAACAAUCAUGGGCUCAUCACCUUACUGCUGUAGGUAUGUCUAUGGUGAUCAAUCGUACCCAGAUGCUUAUGGGAAAACAAGGAAGGAGGCUAGAGAGGAGGCUGCAAGGCUUGUUUACCUGCAGACUUCAGAAGAGCAAGGGACUCUAGCUGAUAGUUGCAGUGGACCUACUUCAAGACAACAUGAAGAGUUCAACAGAAGUUUAUCUUCUCCUAGCCAUAUCUUUGAAAAUGGCAGGGUGACACCUACGAAUGAUUUCAGCAGUGAUGUUCCCCAGACUAAUUUCAUAGGAGUACUGAACCACCAUUGUCAACAGCAGAAACUGGUAAACGAUUUUAAGUUGGUGGAGAAAAGAGGACCAUCUCACAACCCUGAGUUUGUUUACAAAGUAGUAAUAGGUAAGGAUCAGUAUCCAGAGGGCUGUGGUAAGACAGCCAAAGAGGCAAGGCAGCAGGCUGCUCAGCUGGCAUGGGGUGUGAUCCAAGACCAGCUGCCAAGUCAGGUUUCAAGCAAGUCUAGUGUCUCUGAAGAUGAAUCACUCUGUCAAACCCCUAAGACAUGUGAAUCACAAGAUGUGAGUCCUGCAAGUGCAAGUAGCUUCAUUGUCUUUGAAGAUUCACCCAAAAGCUCCUUCAAAGUACAAGGGGCGACUCCUACACAAAACAAGCCUAAAUGGAUAUUAGCACCAAAUUUCAACAACUCUCCAAAUAAAAGCAUAGAGGAUGGACCCAAUUUCUCAACCAAUCUCACUGGUCAGGUUACUCGGUCCAGAUUCGAAAAGGAAUUUGACCAUAUAGAGCGCAUAGGCAAAGGGGGUUUUGGUCGUGUCUUCAAGGCAAGAAAUGUGGUUGAAGAUGCAUAUUUUGCAGUGAAGAUUGUAAAAAGUACAGAAAAAGCCUCAAGAGAAGUUAGGGCUUUGGCACGUCUAGAGCACCCAAACAUCGUGCGUUACCAUAAUUCUUGGAUUGACAACAUUGCAUGUGGAAAUGGUGGCUGUGAUAGCUCCAGCACUCCAGAUUCAGAAAGCAACUCCACCACGGAGUUCCUCUAUAUCAGGAUGGAACUGUGUGAGAGUAACACGCUUUCAACAUGGAUCAAGGAAAGAAACAAACACCCAGACCCAGACCCACAUAGACGACCGGACGCCCUUGACAUCACCAAGCAGAUUGUAAAAGCGGUGGUGUACAUUCACUCUCAACAGCUCAUCCACCGUGACCUGAAACCUACAAACAUCAUGUUUGGAAGAAAUGGUGAGGUGAAGAUAGGCGACUUUGGCCUAGUGACUGCAGCAGACAGUGACAACGAUGAAAGCCUACUGGAAAGGACAAAGCGGACUGGUACUGUAGUCUACAUGAGUCCUGAACAGAUGAACCAGUCUUCUUAUGACAGAAAAGUGGACAUAUUUUCAUUAGGGCUGAUUUAUUUUGAACUUCUUUGGAAAAUGUUCACAAAGGUGGAAAAGUAUAAAAUUUUGGAUGAUGUCAGGAAAAACACAUUUCCACAGGAAUUCUGUGAUCAGUUUAGCUUUGAGCACAAGCUAAUUGAGCGAAUGCUGUGUCCUGAUGCCUUGGAGAGACCUGAUGCCCAAGACCUGGUCCCAGAGCUGGAGAACUUCAAAUCCUUCCAAGAUCAGAAUUGUAAUCAAAGAAACACAAAUACAAUAGCUAAUGGUUGGCAAAAAAAGGAAUAUUUGAUUAAGGGUCGUACUGGAAUAUCUAACUUCACGAAAAUGUGUUCGAAGGAGAAAAUACUUUCCUACUUCGAGGGUUGUCCGUCAGGUGCUUCCUACAAUGCUUUACAGAUAGCUAAAGCAGUGGGACUGAAAACUACUAAAGAUGUAAACGGAGUUUUGUAUGGUCUCAAGGAUGCAGGCCAACUACAUGUGUCAGUGUCAAAUAAGGGCCCUCCUCUGUGGUCCUUACAAAAAAAACAAGUGGAUACACCUGAAGUGGCAGAAAGACAGCUGGCUAAAGAGGAACAGGACUUAAUGAGGGCUUUGAAGACCGACGGAGAGGAAAAAGGAAUGACGGCAGUUCAAAUAGCCAAAAACACAAAUCAGGAGCCCAAGUCUGUUAAGAAAAUGCUCUAUAACCUGCGUGGAACGGGCAAAGUGGAAAAGUUGGAUGAAAAGGUGUGGAAACUAACUGGUAGUGGCAAAGAGGUCCUUGAAUCAGGAAACAGAGUCUUUGCAGAAAAUCUCACUGAUAAACCAGAAUCAGGUUUGAGGUUCUCAAGGGAUUUUGACCUUGUGAAAAAACUCGGUGAGGGAGGUUAUGGAUGUGUUUGUCAAGUGAAACACAAGCUGGAUGGCAAGUUCUACGCAAUGAAGAUCGUCGACUAUGACCAGGAGGCAGAGCGUGAGGUGAGGGCACUGGCCAUAUGCGAUCACCCAAACAUAGUCCGUUACUCAACAGCAUGGACUGAGGUCUUCGACAUGAACGCUUUGGGCAACCACAGCACCUCUGAGCAAUCAUGCUACCAAACCAACAGUGAGGAGGAGAACAGUGCUUCUGCGAGCAUGGGUGACUUGUCACUUGAGUCAGAGUCAGAAUCAGAGCCAAAGAGCAGAGGCACAAACUCCAGAGAGGGAGGGGCUUGUCUGUUCAUUCAAAUGGAGUUCUGUGAGAAAGGAACACUUUCCAAUUGGUUAGAGGACAGAAACUUUGGGAGGUCACAGAAGACCAGAGAGGAUGCUCUUCGGGUGUUUCAGCAAGUAGUCUGUGGAGUGGAGUAUAUCCACUCAAAAGGACUCAUUCACAGAGACUUGAAGCCUGACAAUAUUCUGUUCACGAAUGACAACUGUGUAAAGAUUGGAGACUUUGGGCUGGUUACGUCAGUAACAAACAGGAAUGGGGGCAUCAUGAAGAGGACAGUGGGCAAAGGCACAGAGUCCUACAUGAGCCCUGAACAGAUGGAUCAGAAGACCUAUGAUGAGAAAACAGACAUAUUUCCUCUGGGGCUGAUUUGCUUUGAGCUUCUGUGGAAAAUAUCAACGUACACUGAAAGGGGAAAGAUAUGGCCUGACUUAAGGAAUCAAGUAUUUCCCACUGAGUUCUCCAAAGCUUACUCAUCUGAGGUGAGUUUCUGUCCUUAUCAUUGCUACACCGUUACAGUCCCUUAUAUUCUUAAUCUCAUGCUUCUCAUAUUUCUCUUCACACAUUUCAGAAUAAACUCAUCAGCAACUUGCUCUCCAAAACACCACAAAUGAGACCAGCUGCUGCAGAGAUUGCCAGAUAUAUCAAAACAUUCCUGCUUAGCGAUACAAGUGUGUGCAAUCAGAAAACUGUGUGACUUUUUUUCGUGAACUGAAGCGGGCGGCUGUGAUGCUUUUUGGAGCACUGAAGAGAGCUGUCUGUAUGAGCUGAGAGCUAGUAAGAAAUUUAAUGGAAUGUAAAAAACUAAAACUGUGGCUUUUACUAGACUGUCAGUAAUAUUAUGCUGUAUUAGCCAAUCUGGAAACGUCGAGGAAAACGGGCACUGUGAUACGCCAGUUAGGUUGUGUGGAAAGAGCACAUUAAUGGGAGGGGUUGGACACUUGUACUCUUGGACUCUUAGGGGGUUCGUCUGACUGAAGUUAGCAAGGGCUGCUAAUAAAACUCACAGCAGGUAUUAUCUUCCUGACAGACCUGCUAUAUGAAUGUCGGUACAGUGUGAAACUAUUAUCUAGUCUCUGGUUGGGGAAAUGCAUAGGAUGAUCAUUGUGCAUCAGGUGCAGAUUGUAUGUUGGUGAUGGUGGUGGUGGUUAGUAUGUUGAAGUUGUUCACUUUAUCUUAACUUACCAAACUGCAUCUAUAAUUUCAGUGCACUUGUCAAUGAUAAUGUAAAAUUUUAAUAUGAACACAGAGGUCAUAGAAAUGCCCAUGAAAUAUAUUUACUUAUGAAAUGGAUAAUGUCAAAAUGUAUGUAAUCGUGUAAGACUAAAUGAAACCUGCUGCUGGUAACAGAAAAGCUCAUCAUUUAUUCUAUAGAUAGUUUUUAGUUUUACUGGGGUGUGCAUGCUGAUUAUUGUUAAAAAAAAGAAUUUAGGAAAUCAUGAUGGUUAUAAUGUCUUCUAAGAAAUGUCCUGAGUAGACGUAUUCUGGUUAUUCUUAAUAAAAUGCUUAAACAUCUGU
This is a messenger RNA of Clupea harengus (Atlantic herring), 4683 nucleotides long. It is a transcript of the gene eif2ak2, whose product is annotated as eukaryotic translation initiation factor 2-alpha kinase 2. Gene Ontology annotation, biological process: eiF2alpha phosphorylation in response to endoplasmic reticulum stress. Gene Ontology annotation, molecular function: double-stranded RNA binding; eukaryotic translation initiation factor 2alpha kinase activity; ATP binding. Gene Ontology annotation, cellular component: cytoplasm; nucleus. The record is from RefSeq and is a predicted model, not a curated record. Lineage: Eukaryota; Metazoa; Chordata; Actinopteri; Clupeiformes; Clupeidae.